AUGAAUGCGAAAGAUUUUAGAGCUAUACAUUUUUAUACGAAUAUUUACAUUUUUAUAGGUGCGAUCAAUUUGCAAUGUUAUAUUUGCGGUGAUGACAAUUUGGAUGAAUAUGGCGAAUGUCGAGCACAAUUUCAAUAUGAUUGCGACGAAUAUGCAAAAAAUUUUGAGCCUACGGAAAUGAUUUUAUGUCGAACGUUAAGAAAGCAAAUUAGUUCAAGUAAAAAAAGUAACUAUAUGAUAAUGAAAGAAUGCAUCAGUGAACAUGAUCACUUGAAAAUUUUUCCAUCAAAGCAAUCAGCUUUUGAUGAAAAAUGUGAUUUAACUGUUAUCGACGGAAAUCAGUUUGCAUACUGCCUAUGCCGGAAUAAUUUAUGCAACGCAAAAACGAUUCUCACACAGUUUGACGAUUUUGCUGAAGUAAUUCGUAUUGUUGAAAACAAACAAAUAUACCAGAAAAUAGCGAUGAAAAUAGCAAAAAUUGCUCCACUUUUUUACGUGAUAAAAAGAAUUAUUCAAUAA
Molecule: messenger RNA, 519 nt
Organism: Thelazia callipaeda (thelaziosis nematode)
Lineage: Eukaryota; Metazoa; Nematoda; Chromadorea; Rhabditida; Thelaziidae
Source: the annotation of a GenBank genome assembly